Pipra filicauda (Wire-tailed manakin) is the source of this 5772-nucleotide messenger RNA. It is a transcript of the gene VWA5B1, whose product is annotated as von Willebrand factor A domain containing 5B1. The record is from RefSeq and is a predicted model, not a curated record. Bases 457 to 4449 code for a protein of 1330 amino acids. The transcript is spliced from 22 exons. NCBI's taxonomy places the organism in Eukaryota, Metazoa, Chordata, Aves, Passeriformes, Pipridae.
GGUCUCCUUUAAAACCCUCGGGCUUGGGGGAGAGGAGCUGGAACAGAGGAAAACCUGCUCGGGGAAAAGAGUUGGAAUGUAAUUGGCAGAAGGAGCCACUUUGCAUCUGAAUGUCUCGGCUGAGCACAGCGUGGGAUGAGUCAGCCUGUGCAGGAAGGAUCUGUGGAUGCGGGGCAGCACCUCCCCGAAAUGCGGCGAGGAUGAGGAUGCCUGACUGCCUGCCUGCUCUUCCUUCCCACGGGAUAAAGGAAAACUCUCAGGAUCUUAGCCUUAUCCCGGAGAAAGUUGUCAUUUUGGAUGGAUAAUGAGGAGCACGAGGGAUAAAAAAAGGAUGUUAAUCUGUUCUGCCCAGACUCCAGCAGUGUGAGAGCUGGGGAGAUACACGAGUGUGGAUCUCUGGAGCCACUUGUCUCCAGCCAGUCAGCUCCCCACCAUCACCAUCAGACCCCCGGGAAGAUGCCAGGGCUGAUUAACUGGGGGACCCUCUCCCCGCUGCCCCUCACCACGUCGGAGGUGACAUCUUGUGUCAGCGGCUACGCCUUCGGGAUGACAGCCCUGCUCACCUACCACAACCCAGACCCCCAGGCUUUGGAAGGUCUCUUUGUGUUCCCCUUGGAUGAGGGCACGGCCGUCGUGGGCUUCGAGGCGGCCGUGUCCCGGCGCGUGGUGACGGUGCAGAUCAAAGACAAAGCCAAGAUAGAUGACACCUACUUGGACAGCUGCAGCCUCCCCAGUGGAAGAGGAAGGAUCCUGAUGGAUGAGGACCUGGAGAGGAUUGUUUUUGUGGCUAACCUGGGCAUGAUUCCUCCCCUGGAAAGCGUCUCCAUCUUCAUCAGCACCUCCUCUGAGCUGCAGACUACGCCCAGUGGGGCUGUGAGGGUCCUUCUGCCAGCUGUGUGUGUCCCCAGGGUCCCCCAGCCCAGCCUGGAGAAUGCCAGCAGCCCUUCCAGCCACCAGCUCCAAACGGACAAGCAGCACUGUGGAUCAGGGAGCCCGGAUCAAGGGAGCAGGUUCUGCCUGGCUCAGCUGCUGGAGAGUGAGGCCACCAACCCCUUCGAGUACGAGUUCAGCUUCCACCUGGAGAUUCGGGGGCCGUGCCUGCUGGCAGGCGUCGAGAGCCCCACCCACGAGAUCCGAGCGGACGCCGACCCCUCGGCUCGCUCCGCCAAGAGCAUCGUGAUCACCCUGGCCAACAAACACACCUUCGACAGGCCCGUGGAGAUCCUCAUCCAUCCCAGCGAGCCCCACUUGCCUCACAUCUUAAUGGAAGAAGGUGACAUGACACCCGCAGAGUACGAACGACACCUGAAGGGGAAGAAUGAUUUCAUUAAAGGCACUAAGAAAGACCCCAGUGCCGAGAAAAAGACAGAAAUCAUCAGCAAGCGGCUGAACAAGGACAUCCUCCACCACCCCGUCAUCAUGCUCAACUUCUGCCCUGACUUGAGGACUGUUCAGCCAGGCCUUCAGAAUGCCCAGGGGGAGUUUAUCUUCCUCAUAGACCGGAGCAGGAGCAUGAGCAGCGGGAACAUCAACCGUGUCAAGGAUGCCCUGUUGGUCAUUCUCAAGAGCCUGAUGCCAACGUGUCUCUUCAACAUCAUCGGGUUUGGAUCCACCUUUAAGACCCUCUUUCCUGCCAGUCAGGCCUAUUGUGAGGAGAGCCUGGCCCUGGCCUGCAAGAGCAUCAGGAGAAUCCGUGCUGAUAUGGGCAGCACCAACAUCUUGUCCCCUCUGAAGUGGGUCAUCCGUCAGCCCAUCCACAGGGGCCACCCCCGACUGCUCUUCCUGCUGACGGACGGGGCCAUCAGCAACACGGGGAAGGUUCUGGAGCUGCUGAGGAACCACUCCUGCUCCACCAGGUGCUACAGCUUCGGCAUCGGGCCAAACGCCUGCAGGAGGCUGGUCCGGGGUCUGGCUGCCGUGUCCAGGGGCAGUGCCGAGUUCCUGGCGGAGGGAGAGAGGCUGCAGCCCAAGCACACAGCACGUGCACCAUGGCACACACAGCAUGCAGCUGCUUGUUUCCCCUCUCCCCUCUGCUCCCUGCCUCAGAUGAUCAGGUCUCUGAAGAAGGCGAUGGCGCCGGUCCUGAGCGACGUGUCCGUGGAGUGGGUCUUCCCCGAGAGCACCAAGGUCUUGGUUUCCCCUGUCAGCACCAGCUGCCUCUUCCCUGGUGACCACUUGGUUGGCUAUGGCGUCAUCUGUGAUACCUCCCUGUACCUCUCCAACCCCAGAUCCGACAAGCGGCGGUGUUACAGCACGAUGCGCUCCCAGGAGUCGGGCAGCUCUGUCUUCUUUCACUCCCAGGAGGAGGGAGCAGAUGUGGACAGCUGGAAUCACUCCAGAGACUCGGAGGGCUCCUGCCCUGCCGAGCGCUCCCCCGACCACCUGGGGGUGGGCAGAGAUCCCGGGGCAGAGUCGGACACGGACACGGGAAUGGAUGUGAAGGGUUCCUCCAGGAGACGAGCAUACAGCACCACCCAAAUCGCUGACCACAAGCCUGGCAGGAAGGUGCCCACGGCCAGUGAUCCCAGCACAGCCCUGGUGAAAAACCCCCUUCGGAAAACCCACCUGCAGGACCUGCAGCAGGUCAGCCCCGACCCCUGGCAGGUGGAUUUCCAGCCCUUCCCAGCCAGCCCUCAUGGCUCUGCCACCAGGAUCCGUGGCACAGGUGCCAGGCGCCCAUCCCUGCUCCACCACGGCUGUGUGUCCUUCUGCCACGACGCCAACUCCCUGCCAGUGCUGGACGGGCUGCAGCAGACUCCAGGAAGGGGCUUUGAAGCACUUGAUGCCAGUGUGAGCCUGCGGUCCUCGUCGGACAGCCGGAGCCCUGGGGACCCGGAGUCUGCCCAGCAUCCAUCCCUCACGGUCGAGACGGAGACCUCCUCCGAAUGGGAGCCACAGGACCUGGACAUCAGCGCUGCCUGCGGCUCCCCGCGCUCCCCCAGGACCCUCUGCAAGGCGGUGGUGAAGGGGCUGAGGAACAACGAGCCCGUGCAGUGGGAAGUUCCCUUUGAUAUCCGCCCUCUCCUCCGGGAGCGGGAGAGCCAGGGGAACGGGGACACAGACCUGUGGAGUGAGACCUUCCACCACCUGGCAGCCAAGUCGGUCAUCUGGGACUUCGAGCAGCUCGCCGAGAAGGAGUGUGAAAUCGAGCACGGGUCCGGGCGGCGGUACCAGCUCAACGCUGUCCACACCAGCAAGGCCUGUAAUGUCAUCAGCAAGUACACGGCGUUUGUGCCAGUGGAUCUGAGCACGAGCUCCUGCCUGCCCACCCUGGUCCAGUACACCCACACAGGGGCAGCAUCCAAGCAAGGCAACCAGAGGAGCCUGAGCUCAGGAAACAGAAGGCAUCGUGGCCUUUCCCCUGGACGUCCCCAGUCAGCCUGUGGCCAGAAUGGAGACAAUAGAUUUUACAGCACGAAUGCCGAGGAGAGCAGCCUGUCCCCCUCCAGCACCCCUCCCUCCUCUGCCUGGGAGCGUUGCCGUCUCCCUGAAGGGCCACUCCAGAGCGUGUCUGCUUCCUCUGCACAAGCCCAAAAAUCCAUUGAGAGGCUUUUUGCUGCCAGGCUGACCCUCAAUAAAACCAGGCUGCUGGUUCGAGCUGCCAAAGGGUUCAUGAGUAAAUCUCCAAACCGAGGGAGCAAAGCCAGCUCUGAGGGUGACAAUGAGAGCAUGAACUACCUUCCCCUGGUGUCCCUGCAGCUGGCCUGUGGUGCCUUUCUCCUGAACUCGGCCUUCUGCAGUGCCGUCAACAUCCCCAUGGAGAAGCUGAAGUGGACGUCGCCCUUCGCCUGCCACCGCCUGUCCCUCAGCCCCUCCAGCUCCUACAACACCAAGAAGACCAGUCCCUCCAUGGAGCACAAAAACUUUGGCUCCAGCCAGCAGCUCCUGGUCCCCGAUGGGCACGGGAAGAGUCCCACCAGCAGAGACACCGCUCGGGGGGUGGUGCUGGAAGGCCCCGGCAGCCACACGGAGGACAGCGGGCGCCUCCGGCACUCCUCGGGCAGCGCGGUGGAGAGCAUCUCCAGAGCCCUGACAGCCGAGAAGGAACUGUCCCCCCCGGCCAUCACCGUCCGCCGCUUCUCCUCCCCGGAGAGCACGCGGGGCUCGGCCGAGCGGGAAGCCGACGGCGGCCGGGGCUCGGAGACAGACGGCUCCGAGGUGCAGGCACUGCUCCUCCACGUGGAGCUGCAGCAGCAGACGGAGCCCGAGGGGAUGCUCUGGGCCACGGCGGUGGCCCUGGCCUGGCUGGAGCACAGCUCAGCUUCCUACUUCAUCGAGUGGGAGCUGGUGGCUGCCAAAGCCAGCCUGUGGCUGAGCGGGCAGGACUUCCCGGAGGGAUCCAGCCUGGCCACAGUGAAAGCUGCAGCCCAGCAGCUCUUUGUGCUCCUCCGGCACUGGGAUGAAAACCUGGAGUUCAACCUGCUGUGCUACAACCCAGGCAGUGUGUAGAGAGGGUGAGGAGGGACGCUUGGGCGGAUUACUGAGGGUGCAGGAGCAGGGAUCAAACCUUAAGGAAACACCUCCAAGCCUUCAAGGAGCUCCUCUGCUGCAGGGCUAUGUGUGUUUAUUAGAGCAAACCCUGUGAAUGGAGCAGUCCAGGCUCCAUCCUGCACUCAGCAGUUGGAGUUUUGCCCUGGGAGGGAACCUUCAGCUGCUCUUGCUAUUUAUUUUCAGCUGGAACAGCACUUCCAGCUACAGCAGUUUCCUCUGAUCCUGGUUCCUUCUGGUUCCCAGAGCAGAUCUUGCUGCCUACUCCACUUGCCCUGUCCGUGCUUGGGCUGCCUCUUCCCAGUCCCAAAUUGCUGCCAAGCCCCUGCUGCAGCCCCCCAGCCCUGAGUCCCUGCCCUCCUGAGGCUCCUGACUGGCUCCUGCCAUCUCAGAUGGCUUCCAGGGAAGAUUAACAUCUGACAACAUGCUCAUCACAUGGAUCAAAGGGAAUCUGGGCUGGGAAUGACCAUCUGAACAGCAGCCCUGCUGUCACAGCCAGGAGGAUCAAGCCCAGCCACGCACCAACAAGCUGAGCCAGUUGGAGACUGGGACCAAACCCCAUCCCAUCCACACGGUGCUGGGCUCCCUCAGCCCCCCUGCAACCCCAGAGGGAGUUUGUGAGACCCCUUGCAGCCAAUGUGUGCCUUCAAAGCUUCACAGGCAGAGCAGGGGCACCUGGGAUUGAAGGAUCAAGUGCCUAUGGAGGGAAUCGCACGUCUCUGUCUCUGGCAUGGCUGUGAUGCCCGUGGAGCCCAUCCAAAACCUGCUGCCUUUCACUCCUUUCCUUGGCAUGGAGCAGCCUUGCCAUGUCCCACCAGGCUUCUGUCUUGUGUCUGCAUGUCUGGGGAGCAGAUGGGAGGGACAAUGGGGACCCCGAGCACCCCUCUGGUCUCUGCGCUUGGCGUCACCUCUCUGGGGUCCCCAGGAGCUUCUCUCUGGUCUCUGCUCUCAGUGUCAGCUCUCCAGGGUCUCCAGGCAGAUCCCUCCAGUCUCUUCUCUGGUGUCACCUCUCCUGGGUUCCCAGGACCGUGAACAAACUCUCUGGUCUCUGCAGUGGUGUCACCUCUCCGGGGUCCCAAGGAGGAUCCCUCUGGUCUCUGUUCUCAGUGUCAGCUCUUCAGGGUCCUCAGGAGGAUCCCUCCAGUCUCUGCUCUGGUGUCACCUCUCCAGGUCCCCAGCUGGUGAUGCUCAAUGGUGCUGCAGGUUUGCUGGCCAGGUGCCUCAGCACAGUCGUGUUCUCUGUUGCAGAAGUGUUGUUGUCCCAGUAAAUCACAGCCUGCUUGA